Messenger RNA from Aspergillus tanneri, 567 nucleotides. RefSeq lists its product as uncharacterized. The record is from RefSeq and is a predicted model, not a curated record. The transcript is spliced from 2 exons. NCBI's taxonomy places the organism in Eukaryota, Fungi, Ascomycota, Eurotiomycetes, Eurotiales, Aspergillaceae. Bases 1 to 567 code for a protein of 188 amino acids.
AUGAGCUGGCUCUGCUGUCUCUCACGUCCUCCUCAACCCGAACCCACCCCCAUCCACACCACCACUGAACCCAACGAACCCAGUCCAAUCGACACAUACUCAUACUCAUACUCCUCCCCCGACCUCCCAGCAUACACCCCCAGGCCACGAAGCAUCCACGAAAAAACUCUCGAAGCGCACAUGCGCGAUCCCCCGGUUUCAAACACCACUACCACCAGUACCAACUACUAUGAUGAAAAAAAUCAGUAUACAAAUACAAUGGAGGCAGAUUUAUGGGAAUACUUCCACAGCUACGAGGGAGACGCCGCCUCCGCCGUAUUCGCCGCGGGGGAAUUCGCCGGUGUUGUCAAUGAGGUCGAGGUCUGGGUCGAGUUCGAGUCCUGGAGAGAGGGGAUCUGCACGGGGGAGGGGGGAGUCGCUGUCUCUCUCUCAACCUAUGGCUCUAUCUCAGUCGGUAAUGCAGAUUCAAUCAAUGGUGCAGACGCAGAUGAUGCAGAUUGCCCAGCCCAGACCCGUGUUUCAAAGGGACAUGUGGGUGAGGAAUCUAGUUGCGAGACGGAGUCUUGA